AUGAGCGCCAAAGGUUGUACAGCAAACUUGUUUGAUUAUACAAAUAGUAAAUCAGUUAGAGAUUUAGAAGAAGAAUCUGUGGAUUAUUCAUGGCAUCAACUACUUCGAGACGCAUUAAUGAGUAUGAAUUCACAAACGCAAGAAUGUAAACUAGAAAUGUUGGAUUAUUGCCGUUUAUAUUAUCGUUAUAACCCGACAUAUUUGAAACAGAUUGAUGAAUUUGAAUGCACAAGUGAAGAUAUUGAUGGAUUAUAUAAAUUUCGCUUUUUCAUUGUUGCUUUAUGUCAGAAGUUAACAGAAUUAUUUAAAAAGAAUUUUGAUAUGUAUUGCGAAUCAUCAAUAGAGACAAUAUACGUCUAUCGUGGUCUGACAUUAGCCAGUAGUGAAAUUGAACAAUUAAAACAAUCAGUUGGUAAACAUAUAAGUACAAAUGGUUACUUAUCAACAAGCCUUCGUCGAGAUAUUGCAGAAACAUUUGCUGCUAAUGUUUUAUUUGAGAUUAUAAUUGAUGCCACUAUGGAUGGUAUUGUUUAUGCAGAUAUAUCCCAAUGGAGCACGAUAUCAGAUGACGACGAAUUUCUCUUCGAUUUGGGUUCAACAUUUCGGAUUACAAAUGUCAGGCAAGACAAAGAAAAUAAAUGGAUUAUGUCGAUGAUCGCAACUGAAUAUUCAAAAAAUGAUUAUAUUGAUAGAGAACGACAAGUAAUGUUGCACAAGCAAAACAAUUCUGUCAGUUUUGGACAUUUUUUAUUCACUAUGGGAUAUAGAAGUAAGAGUAUUGAAUAUUUUCAAAAAGCAUUACAACAAACAUCACUUACCACAAAUGACAAGCAUGACAUUCUCUAUGGUCUUGCAUUAGCUUAUAAUGGGAAUGAGAAAUAUAAUUUAGCAUUAAAAUGUGCAAUAGAAGCAUACGAAAUCCAUUUAAAUUUAUCUCCUUACGAGAACGAUGCUGCAUUAGAAUAUUUCGUUAAAGGGUUACAAAGUCUUGAUGGUGAUGGGAUUGAAUGGAUAGAAAAGCUUCAUUGCAGUAUCGCCUGUGUCUAUACUAAUCAAGAAAAUUAUUUAUAUGGUCUCAAACACAGUCAACAAGCAUUGGAAAUAACAAAAGAAUUUUGUCUAACAGACCAUAAUCAGUUAAGCAUUGUACAUGAGAACAUAGGUCUAAUUUAUUAUAAACUACCCAAUUUCAUUCUCGCUACCGAACAUCUAAAAAAAGCUUUAGUAACAGCGAAAAAAUUUCGUACAAAAAAUCAUCCAGAUAUCAUAUUAAUUAAUCAACAGUUAGCCAAUGUUUAUUCAGAUUCUAAAAAAUACGAAUUAGCUUUACUUUGUAAUUUCAACGUUUUAGAAAUUGUACAACGUUCAAAAAUAAAUAAGCAGUGUGUUGAACUGGCUACAGUGCACGAAGAUGCUGGAAAGAGUUACUGUAAACUAGAACAGUAUCAUCAAGCCAUUGAACAUUAUUUAUCCCUGGAAAGCAAAAGCUGGAUUCAGUAUUUGAGCUCUUUACCAUAA
This is a messenger RNA of Didymodactylos carnosus, 1518 nucleotides long. The record is from the annotation of a GenBank genome assembly. Lineage: Eukaryota; Metazoa; Rotifera; Eurotatoria; Philodinida; Philodinidae.